AUGGCUACGGAAGUUAUAAAUAAUGUUCCAGAAAAUACAGAAAAAGAGAAGGAAUUGAAGGAGGACGCCCCCGGAGAUAAUGGUCAAACAAAAGAUGAAGCGCCGGCAUCCGGAGAAAAAACUGAGGUGAAGGUGGCAGAAGAGAAAAAGGUAGAACCGGCUCCUCCCAAACCAAAUGUACACAAAAUAAAUUUCGAACAAGAUGUUGUAUAUUUGUAUCAAUUCCCACGAACUCCUUUGUUGCCAUCGACUUCGCCGUACUGCUUGAAAGUUGAAACAUGGCUUCGCCUAGCUGGCAUUAAAUAUGAGAACGUCGACCAUAAGGCGAAAUUCCGCUCCAAAAAGGGACAACUUCCGUUCGUAGAACUGAAUGGUGAAGAAAUUGCCGACAGCACUUUCAUCAUCAAAGAGCUCUCAGAGAAAUACAACAAGGAUCUCGACGCUGGCUUGACGCCGGAUCAACGGGUAGUGACACAUGCGAUGGUUUCUAUGAUUGAGAACCAUCUCUCUUGGGUGAUUCUCUGGUGGCGUGCUAAAUAUCCGGACAGUGUGAUCAAGGGCUAUCAAGUGAACCUCCAGAACGCGCUUAACACUCGCCUUCCCAGCCCCAUCCUGAACUUCUGCUACAAAUUCACUUCUGGCCGUAAGGGUAUGAAGAAAGCGAAAGCCCAUGGUAUCGGUGUGCACAGUCAGGAGGAGAUCAUCGAGUUCGGUAAAAACGAUCUUCGCGUGCUCUCUGACCUACUCUCCGACAAACCUUUCUUCUUCGGAGAUGAGCCAACACUUCUCGACGUGGUUGCAUUCGCGAAUCUCGCCCAGCUACACUUCAUCGACAAAGAAGUUCAACACGCGUUACGUGAUGCGCUAGACGAAUCAUUCCCGAAUCUGGUGGGACUGGUCUCCCGUCUCAAGGAGCGGGCCUUCCCCGACUGGGAAGAGAUCUGCGCCCCCGAAGUGCAAGCACCACCCCCCAAGAAGGAGAAGGAAAAGGAGGGCACGGGACCCAACGAGAAACAACCCUUACCAGAUGAGCCAGAAAAGGGAAAGGGUGACGAGAAGGAGAAAGAGUUAGAAAAGGAGCCGGAAGAGAAGGAGAAGGAGAAGGAAAAGGAGAAAGAAAAGGAAAAG
Brenthis ino (lesser marbled fritillary) is the source of this 1128-nucleotide messenger RNA. The record is from the annotation of a GenBank genome assembly. NCBI's taxonomy places the organism in Eukaryota, Metazoa, Arthropoda, Insecta, Lepidoptera, Nymphalidae.